GCCCAGCCGACGCUGCUGCAACAUGUUCCGCACUCUCCUCGUCGUCGUGGCCCUUGGGGCGGCCGCUUACGCUGCCCCCAACUACGCCUUCAACCAGAUCGACGAGUUGGUGGGCCGCAUCUCGGUGUGCCUGAAGCCUGUGCCCCAGGGCGGCUUCAGCAACCCCGCCACCGACUGCAUGUACAAGGCCCGGGACAACUUGAGGAGCGUCUACGCCAAGGAGACGCAGGCCGCGUUCAUCGCCUCGUGCCUGCUGAACUACAGGAACCCCGUGAAGGCCAGCAUCGUGGCCACCGCCAAGAAGUGCCUCACCGAGUCCCUUGCCAAGCCCGUCAAGCCUGCGCUCAAGAAGGUGACCUACUCCACCAAGCAGCAACAGGAGAUCGGCAGCCGCAUCAAGGCGUGCCAGUCUAGCAUCGUGGAGCCUAAAGGCUCCAGCCCCGCCGCCGACUGCCGCAACGACGCGCUCAUCGAGGCCCAGAAGGGCUACCCCAAGGAGUCCCUGGCCGACUUCAUCGCGCCUUGCCUCACCGGAAAGAAAAUCGCUGCGAAGCUCGUCGCUCAGGCGAAAACGUGCAUCGUUGCCUCUCUGGCCAAGCCUCUGAGCACCCGUUGAUUCGCCACCGAUGGCCCGAGAGUGAGAGCGUCUGUUUUCCACGGGUUGUUGCAAUAAAGAAAUCAGUAUGGCUCGAA
Thrips palmi is the source of this 693-nucleotide messenger RNA. RefSeq lists its product as uncharacterized. NCBI's taxonomy places the organism in Eukaryota, Metazoa, Arthropoda, Insecta, Thysanoptera, Thripidae. The coding region runs from base 23 to 616 and encodes 197 amino acids. The transcript has 3 exons. The record is from RefSeq and is a predicted model, not a curated record.